Messenger RNA from Mandrillus leucophaeus (drill), 1887 nucleotides. Its product is annotated as paired amphipathic helix protein Sin3b-like. Gene Ontology annotation, cellular component: chromatin. The transcript is spliced from 10 exons. Gene Ontology annotation, molecular function: transcription corepressor activity. NCBI's taxonomy places the organism in Eukaryota, Metazoa, Chordata, Mammalia, Primates, Cercopithecidae. Gene Ontology annotation, biological process: negative regulation of transcription by RNA polymerase II. The record is from RefSeq and is a predicted model, not a curated record. Bases 1 to 1437 code for a protein of 478 amino acids.
AUGCUUGGGGCCAGGAAGCAGCCAAGUUGGUCAGGCAAUGGUGUGAAGUUCUGCACAGAGGCAGUAGAAGACGCCCUCACCUAUCUGGACCAGGUGAAGAUCCGCUUUGGCAGCGACCCCGCCACCUACAACGGCUUCCUGGAGAUCAUGAAGGAGUUCAAAAGCCAGAGCAUCGAUACUCCUGGAGUCAUCAGACGUGUCUCACAGCUCUUCCACGAGCACCCUGACCUCAUUGUUGGAUUCAACGCUUUUCUUCCCCUUGGAUACAGAAUAGACAUUCCCAAGAAUGGCAAGUUAAACAUACAGUCGCCUCUGACGAGCCAGGAGAAUUCGCACAACCACGGGGACGGUGCAGAGGACUUCAAGCAGCAGGUGCCGUAUAAAGAGGACAAACCCCAGGUACCCCUGGAGUCCGAUUCCGUGGAAUUCAACAACGCCAUCAGCUAUGUGAAUAAGAUUAAGACCCGCUUCCUAGACCACCCGGAAAUCUACAGGUCGUUCCUGGAGAUCCUGCACACGUACCAGAAGGAGCAGCUGAACACGAGGGGCCGACCGUUCCGAGGCAUGUCCGAAGAGGAGGUGUUCACCGAGGUGGCCAACCUCUUCCGGGGCCAGGAGGACCUGCUCUCCGAGUUUGGACAAUUCCUGCCCGAAGCCAAGCGGUCUCUGUUUACAGGAAACGGGCCAUGCGAGAUGCACAGUGUGCAGAAGAACGAGCACGACAAGACCCCAGAGCACAGCAGGAAGCGCUCCCGGCCCUCGCUUCUCCGCCCCGUGUCUGCACCCGCCAAGAAAAAAAUGAAACUUCGUGGUACCAAAGACCUGUCCAUCGCUGCGGUGGGGAAGUACGGGACUCUGCAGGAGUUUUCUUUCUUUGACAAGGUGCGUCGGGUGCUGAAGAGCCAGGAGGUGUACGAAAACUUCCUCCGCUGCAUCGCGCUCUUCAACCAGGAGCUGGUGUCUGGCUCCGAGCUCCUGCAGCUCGUCAGCCCAUUUCUGGGGAAAUUUCCAGAGCUAUUUGCACAGUUCAAGUCCUUCCUAGGGGUAAAAGAGCUGUCCUUCGCGCCACCCAUGAGCGACAGAUCCGGGGACGGGAUAAGCCGGGAAAUCGACUAUGCAUCUUGCAAGCGCAUAGGAUCCAGCUACCGGGCACUCCCCAAAACCUACCAGCAGCCCAAGUGCAGCGGGAGGACGGCCAUCUGCAAGGAGCUUGACCAUUGGACACUUCUCCAGGGUUCGUGGACAGACGAUUACUGCAUGUCCAAGUUCAAGAGUACCUGCUGGAUUCCAGGAUAUAGUGCAGGGGUCAGCAAACUCUGGCCCAUGGGCCCUGGCCCGCUGCCUGUGUUUGUAAAUAAAGUUUUAUUGGCACACAGACACAACCAUUCAUUUACAUAUUGCCUGUGGCUGCUUUUCUCACCACAAAGGCAGAGUUGAGUAUUCAUCCGGGAUGGCCUGCAAAGUCUGAGAUAGUUGCUCUCUGACCCUUUGCAGAGAGAAUUUACCAAUAUCUGAAAUGAAAUCAGCCCUCCAUAUCUGCAAGUUCCUCAUCUGUGGUUUCAACUAACCAUGGAUUGAAAAUAUGUGGGGAGAGAGAAACCAAAAAAUGACAGUACAGCAAUAAAGCGUAAUCCACAUUUUAAGAAUGCAGUGUAACAAUGAUCUACACAGCAUUUACAUUGCAUUAGGUAUAAGUAUUCUAGAGAUGAUUUUGCAUAGGUUAUAUGCAAAUAGGAUUCCAUUUGACAUCAGGGACUUGAGUAUCUGUGGAUUUGGGUCUCCAGGGGUGGUUCUGGAACCAAUCUCCCAGGAUACCAAGGGAGUGUUCACUUGACCAAAGUCAUGUUUUCCCUUAAAAACUUGAUUCACCUUCCCAUUUGUAUAAGG